Molecule: messenger RNA, 713 nt
Organism: Nasonia vitripennis (jewel wasp)
Lineage: Eukaryota; Metazoa; Arthropoda; Insecta; Hymenoptera; Pteromalidae
Gene: CPR46
Product: cuticular protein RR-2 family member 46
Exons: 2
Coding region: 24-404 (126 amino acids)
Cellular component (GO): extracellular matrix
Source: RefSeq, marked validated
UCCAGAUCGACAAACAGGCAGACAUGGCUUUCAAGUUCAUCAUCUUUUCGGCCCUCGUGGCAGCCGUGGCUAACGCCGCUAUUCUGCCGGAAUCUUACCACGGCCUCGGCGUUGCCCAGUUGUCGGAGCACCAGGUCGAGGAAGACCACUACGACCACCACCCCAAGUACAAGUUCGCCUACGAAGUGCACGACUCGCACACUGGAGACAUCAAGAGCCAGCACGAGGAACGAGACGGAGACACCGUCCACGGCAGCUACUCACUCAUCGACGCUGAUGGACACAAACGCAUUGUCCACUACACCGCUGGCAAACACAUCGGGUUCCACGCCACUGUCCACAGGGAGCCGAUCUCGCACCACGAACCUCUGGCCAUCAACACGCACUACUCCUACCACCAUUAAAACUUAGCGUCAGCCAUACAAUAGUUUGAAGUGGUUUCAAUACCAGCGUGAAUGUGUUAGCUGUUUUUGUAAAUAUUGGAGAUGAUUGUGUUUAGUUGAAAUUUUCUGAUACUUUAGUUUUAUAAAUUGCAUUACUUGAGACUGGUGUAGUCAAACGUUUGCAACGACAAUAAUAAAUCAAUACAUUGAUGUACAAUAAUCAUUGUUUUAAUUCUAACCUUUGUUUUUUGGUCCCAUUAAUUUGUUGAUUUAAUUUAAUUAUAUGCAAGAUUAAAAUACAAAGCUUCCUCUAGGAGGAAGCAAAAUUCG